AUGGCACUUGUCGAGACGGCCCUUGACCUCGUCAAGCUAAUCGAUCCCGCAGACCUGGAGACCAUUCGCAAGCUCUUCUAUGGGCGCAAGGUGACGCUCGACUUUCUCUCCAGAACCAUUCAGACUUUUGUGCCGCGCUCCUACACAGGCAAUCAGGUCUCGCUCGAAGGGAUCUCCAAGGCGCUGAUAGAUCUUUUCGAGGAGCUAGACACGGAUCUUGACGGUUUCGUUACGUGGUACGACUUUAUCGGGUUUUAUUCCGAGGUCUCGAGCGCCCACUUGGAUGUCGAACAGCAUAAGGACUUCACAGAUAAGAGCAUUUUCCAGUCACUGAUGCGAACAGCGACAGGUGUUUCUGGGAAGACGUCUUUAGUCUCCGUGGAGUCGGCUAUACCAAAUAACGCCGAGCUCACAGACGUGAAGGGGUCCAUCAUCCUCAACAUGUAUAUCAUAGGGGACGCCUACUAUCUUGUCACAGACCUUGGUGUUUACAUGGCGGAUUCCCAGUUUAUGUAUCCGCGCCUCAUCUUCGAGCCCAAGGCCUCUGUCUUGGCGGGGAACCCGGAGGAGCUCUUCAAAGUGCAGUUGGACCAGCGGGCGCAGGAAAGACUUGAAGCGAAGGCCUACAAGCGGCUCGAGUCCAUGGGCAUAGACGCAAAUGCAGUCAGAGAGCAGUCGCUCCUGUCUGCCGUGCCUGAUGCCGCCCCCACGAGCCGCCGAGCAAUUCUCCAGGACAUGCAGAACAAGCGGAUAACGAGCUCCAGCACCAUAACGUGUUCUGUCAGGAUGUCCCCUCUCCCGCUUAUCGUCCUUUGCACGCGAGAGCCCCUCUUCAUCGUCUUUUCGCUCACCGGAAACAUGGCCAUCUCCGAUCCCUUCCGGCUCCAGUCCCCUGGGACGUGUCUGUUCUGGCACGAAGCACGGUCCCGGCUCUACAUAGGCCACGCAUCUGGCAAUGUUAGCAUUUACGCGCUGGCCUACGAAAGGGACCCAGACGCCCCACAGUUUGCUGGCGGGAUAAACCUUUCAGAAGACCCCAGCAACACGGGGAACUCCAGGCAGCCCUCUCUGGCCAGCACCACCGUAGAUGCUGCCAUGCAGAUCCUCGGAAAGGGCCGCUCCUUCGACUCGCUGACGCGGGAGGAGCUCUUGAAGGUGUACCCGGAGCUCCGGUCGUCGUUGAUAGACGUCUCCAAGAGCACCGCGGAGGCGCUGCAGAGGUCCUCCCAGGAGAAGGAGCGGCUCCGAGGGAAGUCCAAGCAGCUCAUCGCCAUGGCCUCCGAAGACCUUGAGGUCGUGAGCCUCAUCACAUCGCAGAUCUUUGACGCCGGGCAGAGCACACUUCUCAGCCACGGAAUCAAGGAGACGCAGCUCAUCGCCGACGACCCCCUGGCCUUUGUCAAGGCGACCGUGGCCCCAGACCCCGUCGCCGCGGCAACGCACGAGAAGCGCCACGGGGGCGUGCAUCUGACGAUCCGGGCCGAGUUUGUCACCACCAAGUAUGUGGUCGCGGGGAGCGUCAGGUGCAUGGACGCCGGGCGCGGCCAGUGGGAGGAGGCCAUGGCAGACGGCCUGUUCCGGCUAGCCGUCGUGGGCUCCGAUGCCGCGCUCGUCAUUCUGGACGAGGACCUGGGGGUCGUCUGCACGUUCUCGGACUUGCACCCGGAGGGGAUCAUGCGGUGCUACGUCGUCAGCGAUCACAUCACAACCAUUGGCUUCAGCAACGUCUACCAGAUUGGCCCGGAGGCGGUCCGCUCCUGCCACUUGGGGAUGGCCGUGACAAAGGAGGAGCUCGAGGACGACCCCGCCCGGGUGGACGGCGAGGACGAUAGGCGCGGGAAGAGGAGGCGCGAGGCCGUGCAGGUUUCUGACAAGAGGCUCGUGAAGGCCAACCUCGUGAAGUCCGCGCACCUGAUCACCCUUGUCCAGCCGCCCAGGCCGGGCAAGCCUAUUCUGGCGUCGUUCGCUUUCGGGAACGUUGUUGGCGUUAUUGACCACGACAACGUGGUGACCCUCAUCCAUGCACUGACGGGUGCGCACAUCACGCGGAUCGACAUCGCCAUCAACCUGCACGGAGUCAAGGUCGGCACCGGGGUCUAUAGCCGCAAGCACGACUUCGGCUACAUCCCCUUCGGGCGCCGGCUGUUCGUCCUCAAGGUGGUUGCCAACGAGGAGCUGGCCAAGGAGCAGGUGGUCUGGGACUUUGAGGACGCGAAGCGCGAGGAGGAGCAGCGGGCACUGGGCAAGCGCAGGCCGAAGGAGCUGAUCAAGCACGCGCCCGAGCAUCUUCCCCUGGGGUCUAUCAGCAAGGAGUGCGCCGGCGUUGUCGUCAACCAGCGCAUGAACGAGCUUGGCGCCGUCACAGGCCCUGGGGAAGUGACGAUCUUCUCGCUUCUUACCGGCCGGCCGUCCAGGAUCUACGACAUUGCAAGGAUCUCCAAGACGCUUCUGGAGGGCCGAGACGGCACAGGCAGCGGUGGCGAUGACGCACAGGAUGCCGUACUGGGUUCGGAGUAUGCAAGCAUCGAGACGUGCGACCUCUCGAAAUUCUACGCAGAGGGCCAGAGCGAGGUGACGGAGGCCGAUCUCCACUUUUCCACUCCAGACGACGAAGCCCGAUAUAGGACGCUCCACAAGCCACCGCAGAUCCUCAGCCAGAUCCCCAGCGCCCCCGACGCCCCCCAGUCUCUGCUCGACGCCCUCGGGCGGCGGAUUCUGUCCCUCGCCGUCGACAGCAAGGGACGCGUUCUUUACGUCAUAGGAACUCACGGUGCAGUGACACUUUACUGGAAGACCGGCUCUCUCUUCGACAUAUCCAACGUUGGGAUUACCGGCCGGAGGACAUGCGAAGACGACAUUGACAUCGUCGACAACCCGUUUGAUGGCCAAAGACUGGGCGACGCACAGAGGGAGCCUUCUGCAGGGGCCGACUCGCACAUGUCGUCCGGAGCUUCCUCGUACAGCCUGGGGCUCAAUCUGUCUCAGAUCAUCGUCAAGGCCAACAACGCAGCCUUUGUGAGACAGCUGCUUUCCGACAAGUCGAUAAUGCGCGCACAAAUCUUGGCCACCGACAGAGCGCGCGGCCUUCUCUUCCUCUGCGACAACCUCAACCCGCAAAUUGUGCGCGCCAUAGACAUGAAGCCGAGCCACGAGUACGUGAACAAGAUAGGGCUGUCGAGGCAGCUGACGACCUUCGACAUCUUUUUUGCAGGAGGAGCAGACCACUUUGCAAGGGCACGGCAGCAGCUCACGGCGUUCUUUUCGUCGAAGCCCGUGUUUGUAGGCGCAGACGACCUCUCUUCAAAGCCGGAGGUUGUAAGACGCUUUUGCCCCGAGUUCCUGUGGGCCCGAGAUGUCUCUUCAGCAGGACAGCCGAAUCAGGCGCCGUCUCCGAUCCAGAAACUGCUCUGCGACGUUCUCUACACCGGGCAUGCAAAGAAGGCUCGAAGUGACUCGUACGUGACGUGCAUUGACGCCUCGGAGGAGCUGUCUCUGCUGGCCAUAGGCACCUCUGACGGCCGGAUUCUCGUCCACGACACGAUGUCUGUCAAGCUGCUGCAGCAGGGGGUGAUCCAGCCCCCGACAAUCCCGUCUGUUGGCUCCCCCAUAACGGCCCUCUGCUUCCUGGGACAGUGGCCCCUUCUGUUUUCGGCGUCGGCCUCUGGCAUCUGCUACAUCCACGCGGUCCGCCCGCUGUACCCGAACUUUUCGCUCGUCUGCGCCUUUUACCACGGAAGCUACCAUCCCCUGGGCUAUCCACUGAAUGCAGACUUUCAGGCCGGCUGGGUCCAGACAGCUGGAUUCUUGAAGCACGCCCUUCUGCCCCUCUCUGAUUUCAAUUCAGACGUCCAGUUGUAUGGGAGUAGAUACGAGGACGUGGUUCGCUACCUGAUAGAAAACUUUUCUCCAGAUCUCCUCCACACAAAGUACUGCCCCGAACGUAAGGGCCCUGUGCCCGGGGACGAGGCUCUGCGGUCGAUUGACGGGGAGUUCCGUGCCAAUCGUCUGCUUUCCACGAAAACGGCCUACGGGGCGCGAGUCGGAGACCUCCAGGCGUCGACUGCAACGCCCUCCAUGGACGCCUCGAUGACAACCGAUAGGGAGGGAGAGGCCGCUUCCGGAACAGUCCAGCCUCCAUCGAUGUUUGAGAGGCAUACUGUUUCCAACCGCUAUGCGUACAUCACGGUCCAAGAAUCCACAGCGGCUACUGAAGAAGGCCAAUCUCUGUGCCAUCUCCAGCAGGAGACCGUCGGUGUACAGGACGACUUGGAAGAAAGGUCAGAGCGUGCGCACACCAGAAUGCCGGGUCCGUCUUACCAAGAGAUUGUCUCUGCAACAAUGGCACUCCUUCGCCGAUACGUCCCCAUUUCCCAGAACUUCCGAGGCCUUCAAGCCCGUCGGCGCAGAACGCUUAUGAAGAUUCGGGCUGCUGCUCAGGUGAUAAUGCUUGUUUCUUUCUACUUCACGCGCUUCUUAGCUGCUCCUCGGAGGGUCUACGUUGACUUCCUUCCUGUUCCGCUGGGCACCAGUCAGCCAAGGCAGGCCGCCUCUCGCCGCAAAGUGCCUCAGGGAGCGGUGAAGCUCUCCGACAAGUCCAGCAAGGUGAUCGAGGACUUUUCUAAGUCGCGCUUUAAGACGUCCGGCGUUGACGUGGAGAGUCCGGCGGCUGCGCAAUACGCAGACGCCCAUGCGUCUCUUUAUGGCACCAUGAUGGGGUCCGCUGUGACGCGGCCCGGGAUGGAGGACGUGGAAGCAGAGGAAAACGGCAUUCUCUAUCAAUACGUCUUCAGGGACAGAACCAAGGUGAGAGUGCCAGUCCGGAAGGAGUCCGUUCUUGCUCUCUCUGCUCGCACCAUGCCGACAGCUGUCUGCUUUGUGGACGGCGCCCACUCUAUCCUGGUCGGGGACGACGCAGGCUUUGUGACCCUCUACAAGAUUCAGAAUCUGAUAGCUGCUCUGGGGAUCACACGCAGUCUCGACACGCAGCAGCUCCCUAAGGGUCUUCUUCAUACCCCGAGCUCUGGGAAGACGUCGCCAAUCGUUCCGUCUUCGUAUCUCCGGGUACGGUACGUCCACCGUGCUCACGCCGCCCCCAUUAGCCUGCUUUCUCCGGCUGCUUCCAACAGCCAGGCAUACAUUUCGAUAGGCGGGGACAAACGAGUAGCUCUGUGGGGCUUGGACGGGGCCCAGCUCCUCGGCAUUGUUCAGAGAGUCAAUCUUGACCCGCCUCCGAAGGGAUGGGACUCUCUUUUCGGCGUGCCUCUUACCGCACGCUCCGGGCAAAAGUCCUCAGAGAGUGGACUGGCAGACACAGCCAGGCUGUCCAUCGAAGACCUCGAAGAAGUGCCCAGUCAAGUCUUCCAGGACCCCCCUCCACCUAUGCGUCUUGAGGCCCCGCCUGCGUGCGCAUACCCGUGGACAUAUGCGCCGGAGAGCUCUGCAGGGGAUCGCGUAGACACAGUCAUUCUUCAAAGCAUGCAGCAGACAGGGACGCUGGGUAACAGUGUGGAAGAGGCGGACCUGCUCGGUGUGACCCGCCAGCUUCUGGCAUCGCGGCGGCCAGUCAUUGCGCCUACGUCCCAGGGCGAUCCUGGAACCCUCCUCAAAGCCACAGGCCUCACGGGUCGCCUGCUUGAGCGGAAGGGGGACUCGUGGACGGUUCGGGCCAUGAAGCUUCGCGCGGCGCAGCAGCCCCUUGGACGGAGUGCAGGACCCCAAUGA
Messenger RNA from Giardia duodenalis, 5721 nucleotides. RefSeq lists its product as uncharacterized. Gene Ontology annotation, molecular function: calcium ion binding; protein binding; GTPase activator activity. Gene Ontology annotation, cellular component: endoplasmic reticulum membrane. The coding region runs from base 1 to 5721 and encodes 1906 amino acids. The record is from RefSeq and is a predicted model, not a curated record. Gene Ontology annotation, biological process: protein secretion. The transcript has a single exon. NCBI's taxonomy places the organism in Eukaryota, Fornicata, Diplomonadida, Hexamitidae.